AUGUGGCGACAAGAUGCCAGCGCCGGCGCAGGACAACAGCACCAUGGAUUUCUGUCAGCGAGUACACCAUCUUCAUCGUUCUCGACGACGCAGUUCCCAUCUCCACUUUUCGCAGUAGACCCAAGUCUACACAACAGCCCACAGCUCCUUCAGCCAUCCGUACAACAUGGCCAGCCGAGACAGCAGACUCCGGAAGGACGAACAUCACAAACCUCGAUGCAGCCUCCGGCAAGUACUAUCUCGCCACGAAUCACUCGCACGACUCCCUCGACAGGUAUAGCUACUUCUAGCUCGGACAACGCCAGGACAUUGCCUUCCAAAGAUGUCGACGAAGAUAAUCUAACUGAUGCGUUUGUCGCCUUCAUACUAUACUGCAACCCAAAGUUCGACAUUGACAUCGAUACGGACACUCUGAGGGCCGGCUUCAACAGUCCUCCUAAGAGUGACAACAAAGAAUUCGAGACCUUGAAACUGUUUAGGCUGAUUCGGGCGUUCGAUGCAAAGGAGAUCAAGACCUGGGCCCAGCUUGCUCUGGAUCUUGGCGUCGAAGCACCAGAUGUGAACAAAGGCCAGAGUGUUCAGAAGGUGCAGCAGUAUACUGUUCGACUGAAGCGAUGGAUGCGUGCAAUGCACAUUGAUGCUUUCUUUGAGUAUCUACUGGGAAAGCAGCAUGCAUACUUCACUGAAGUGCCCCCUUUGACGGAUCCGUUUCCUGCUGCUGGUCGCGAUGGGGUACUUGCGGAGGAGGAUCUGGCAAUCAGAGCACUUGACCCUGCUUUCAGACCGAAGCGUGGCAGGCGGCGAAACUCGCAGACGGAAGUGGAGGAUGAUGGCGACGGCGGACCAGCUAGUAAGCAACCUAGACUACAGGCCGGUCCAAGCCAUGACGUGCCCAUGUCUGCUUACCCAGCAAGUGCACAUCCGAAGGGUUUCCAAGAUCCAUGGACUAUGGCCUCCGCAGUCACACCACAGACAUACGCACCAUGGGCGAAUAGACCCACUGGACCUCAGACUGCUGUGACUGCGACAGCACCUACUCACCUGCGAUGGCAACUUCACGAUGGUCAACAAGUAGCAUCGCCUCACCCAAUGACUGCACAUCCGACGUCGAUGGCAGCACACAUCGAGGCUGCUCUUGACAGUGAGCCGAGGUCUGCUAUCACACCGGCUCGGAGAAGAAGAAAACAUGGUCCGGCUGUGUCUAGUGCCUGGCCUUCUGGAAACGCGCCGGGAGCGAAGCCGCGAGGAAGACCACCGGCCAGCCGGCACUUGCAAGAUGGACCAUUUAGCACGUUCCCCGUUGACCCUGCAAACGAGCGAGGAGCCAUUCUCGCAAAGCCAGCUACACCAGAUCUGACAGCUUCACACGACUAUGCGACGCAACCACAAGUGCCCCCUCGACCUCCAAUAGUCCAGAGACAAAGUGAUGGGCCGAGUCGACCAGGACGACUGUCACUGCAAGUACCGGCACACACAGGUGGACCUGUGAGACUUGCUACACCACCCGCACCCAGAGUUCUCGUCAAUGGCAAGACGAAUGACACCGAAAGUCUCAGCUCGCAGUACACGCCGAUUCUCGAGCCCAGCCAUCAGAACCCUGCGACAACGCAGUGGCCGCAACGAGUCCCUGCGAACCUACAGACAAUCCCACGAGAGAUUCCAGGCUUUGCAUUCGAAGCAUUGAAACGUGUCCUGACCAGCGAUUUGCUCCGCGUAACACUUUUCGGAAGAGAACAGAGACUCACGGGUGACGAAGCCAAAAGAUUGGCUGAUGCUGUGUUGCAUCGUAUGGGCAUCCCGAGGCCGGAUACCGAGAGUUCCCGUGACGAUAUUGCAAGACUCACAGCUGCUUCGUGGCUUGGUCUAGGCGAGCAAUUUGGUGUACCUAUAGGUCCCGCAACAGGUCAAGGGAAGCGGAUCGUAGUCACUCGCUUCCGUAUGGAUGCAGAAGGGUACGAAGAGAUCGUCUCGGCUUAUAGUGAGACCACGGGAAAUGUACGAGAAGUUUUUGAUCUAAGCUGGGGCGUCUCGAUGCAUGGUUGCAAUGGCACAUUCGAGCUCAAAGGCCUGACACUACCUUCGCCGUCAGAAUUAGAGGAUUCACACGAUUUCAUUGCCAGGCAAGCUAUGAUCGUUGCGAAAGCUGUAGGCGCUGAGAAUGAUCAUGCUUUGAAGUAUGCUUUGCAUCACGUCACAGGACUGAAGCAGUUGGUGGCUGAAGCUGGCGAGGAUGGUAUCGAUUGGAAGGCUAGAGCUCUUGCGAUUGAGUUUGGAAGUCGGGUUGCUAAGGGUGAGCUGGACAGGGUAAAGAACGAUAUCAUUGGGAAGUUGCUAGACGUGCUACUGUGA
Messenger RNA from Recurvomyces mirabilis, 2349 nucleotides. RefSeq lists its product as uncharacterized. Lineage: Eukaryota; Fungi; Ascomycota; Dothideomycetes; Mycosphaerellales; Teratosphaeriaceae. The record is from RefSeq and is a predicted model, not a curated record. The coding region runs from base 1 to 2349 and encodes 782 amino acids. The transcript has a single exon. Gene Ontology annotation, molecular function: DNA replication origin binding.